Molecule: messenger RNA, 1021 nt
Organism: Trachymyrmex cornetzi
Lineage: Eukaryota; Metazoa; Arthropoda; Insecta; Hymenoptera; Formicidae
Product: chymotrypsin-2
Exons: 7
Coding region: 41-811 (256 amino acids)
Biological process (GO): proteolysis
Molecular function (GO): serine-type endopeptidase activity
Source: RefSeq, a predicted model, not a curated record
CUUUCAUGCGAUUUCAAAUCAUUCAGACAGUGCUCGUACAAUGGCGUUAAGAAUUUUGUGUCUCCUCAGCCUUUUGGCAUUCUCUCAAGCCAGGCUCCUGCCACUUUUUGAUCCCAAAAUCGUAAAUGGAGAAAAUGCUAAAGUAGGCGAGAUUCCGUAUCAGGUUUCUCUUCAAUACACAGAGUUUUCCUUUCACUUUUGUGGCGGCUCAAUCCUGAACGAUAAUUAUGUCAUCACGGCAGCUCACUGUGCUGAAGCAAUAGGGUCAAAUAAUGUAAAAGUUAUCGCUGGCACUAUCAAUUUAAUUAAUCCAAAAUCAGAGCAUAACGUCAUAAAAAUCAUUAUACACGAAGAAUAUGAUUCUCUUAAUUCUUGGAUUAACGAUAUAGCUUUAUUGCAGGUCGAAACUCCUUUCAUAACAUCUAAGACCAUCGGGCAUGUUCCUUUGCCACCAAAAGGUUUUAAUGUUAAAGCCAAUGAUGUAGCCAUUGUGUCGGGAUGGGGCAGACUCUGGCAAGGAGGACCAACCACUGUUAGACUACAACGAGCUAACAUCUUAAUCGCUGAUCACAUCUACUGUGAAUACAUGUACAAUAACAUGAGCUACAACAUUUAUCCCACGCAAGUUUGCGCAUAUGAUUCAUCAAUCGAAAAAGGAUCGUGUCACGGUGACUCUGGUGGCCCAUUGACUGUUGGAGGAAAACUCAUUGGAUUGGUAUCCUGGGCAAAUGGUUGCGCCAACACGUUCUACCCCACUGUAUACACGAGUGUCGUCAAUUACUUGGAUUGGAUUACAGCUAACACAGCCUAAACUAGUCCAAAUUUUGCGUCUAUCAAUGAUUCAUACUCUCUCCUUCAUUAUGUAUAAUUUUUUAAUUUUCGAUUCUUAAAAUCCAGGAAAGAAGGACGUUUUUUUAAUGUAAAAGCCGAUAACGAUGUGACAUAGGGUUGUACAUAAUAAGUGCCCUCAAAAUUCUGUACACAUUUUUGACGAAAUAAAUUAAUUCUUUUCACAAGAAAA